Molecule: messenger RNA, 1198 nt
Organism: Bipolaris sorokiniana ND90Pr
Lineage: Eukaryota; Fungi; Ascomycota; Dothideomycetes; Pleosporales; Pleosporaceae
Exons: 1
Coding region: 225-1121 (298 amino acids)
Source: RefSeq, a predicted model, not a curated record
GAGGCUGGUCUUUUACAUGGUCAGUAAGACCACGUACCUCGCAGCGUCACGAUUGCUAUGGCAAUGAAAGUCUGGUAACACGUGAAAGCAAGCAGAACCCUGCGUGUCGGCCACACCCUCUGUACCAAAGUUUUGGAAACAGUCAGAGCGCACAGCUUUUGAGAAGAUUCUAAAUAUCAUGGGUGUCUCAGGUCUGCACACGACCACCCGAUUCAACUACCACCAUGCCACCCACUUCGUUUUUAGGGAGAUUUGAUUUUGAGAGUUCGCUUGCAGGGUCGCUCGCAGAUCUCCCCAGCAUCUUCUGCAACGCCUGUCAGCAUAUUGUGACUGAGACGGGUGGCCGCAAACAUGACUGCAAGACGCGACCGACGACUAUUCAUGGAUACCCAAUGUGUUACUUGCCGCAUACCGUAAUCACAUCCGAUCUUGGCUCUCCCGACGGCAACUAUCAGCUGGAAUUCAAUCGCGUUCUGACUGAGAACUCGAACUUGGCAGUAUUUUCAGUUGGACAGGAGGCUCCGGUGUCAGACACUUGGCAACAAGAUCAGCAGCGGGUUGGAUGCUUGUCCCGGCUAUUUUCUGCCGGGUCGUCUGGUUGUAAUGCUACAGUCAGUGUCGGAUCGUACUGGCCGUUUAAACUGUCGAACCAGGCUAUUUGGUACUGGCACGCCGAAGAUGGAGUGUUACUGGUGGACUGGAGCAAGUUGUACACCGACUAUUUCACACAGUCGAGGAGUAGCAAGAACAGGAGAAGAAUUGAGAGAAUUGUUCAUCGUUACCGGGAUUUGGAAGCUGAAAAGAUGCGGAACGACACUGCCGGACGGUGGACCUCGUAUGGUGACUGGGACAUUUUUCCAGCAACGCAUGCAGAGAUAGCCAUGGCUUGCAGGUAUGAGGGACCCAAGAGCGACUUCGAAGAUCGCCUUGAUCCCAGACAGGAUCGGAUGAGUCCUCAGGAAAUGGUUAUGCGGCUAGGAGACAGGAUAGUGGCUGUGGGUGAAGCACUCCGGAAACGAGUCGACGGAAAACCAAAGGUUUACGAGAGCGAAGAGAAGCAGGAAUGCCCAAAAGGACCAUUAUCGCUAUGGAGGAGGACCAGUUAUUCCAAAUUGCUGUAAUUGUGCGUACUAUUACCAAGGAAUAAUUCUGCUUCUUUCAACGAGUAAAGUCGCUAAUUGAUGCUUUUCUAACAUGG